AUGACUGUACCAACCACAGACACAGAUACCGGUACUUCCUCAAUGUCUAAUGCACUAAAAGAUAUAAAUAAUCAUUCCACGCAAUUUAAAGAACAGCAAUUAAGAGUCGGAAAAAUGAACAGGAAUGUGCUGGAUGGAAUGACGCUGAAGCAGCUGCAGGAGGAAGCAGUAAAAUUCCGAUUGCCGGUAUCGAACGACCGUGAACGGAUGAUAGAACAAAUGAUGUCCCAUCUAGAGCGACACGGGCCGAUGAGAGACCUUCUUGAACCAGAGGAGAGCUCCCGAAUGGGAAAAGACCGACAGGCUGCGGUGACCUCAGCCGAGGAACAAAGAAUGGAGCAGCAGACGGAAGGGUCCUCACAGAAUAUGAUUGGUCAAGUCACGGACAGUUUGGCCAAGAUGCAGCGCUUAAUGCAGGAACAGCAACAACAAUUUAUGCUGCAACAACAAAAUCAGUUUGAACGGUUGCUUCUAGUGCUAUCCAACAGGAGACCAGAAGCCGGUCUUCCGACUGAGCACCAAGGCGGAGGAAGAUCGACGCAAAAUUCUACACCGUCGGGAAGUGACGGCGUGGUGACGGGUCAAAACCCCAUAGAAAUGCAACAAUCGCAAAUCUCGGUUUCUACCUUAGCGUCGCAGAUUCCGGAGUUUGGUGGAACCGAAGAGGAGAACGCUAAAAUCUGGAUACAACGAGUCGACUGUGUAGCGGCUAUACAUGGAGCGACAGAUGGUGUGACGCUGCUUGCAGCAACGGCGAGGUUGACGGGUGCAGCCAGGAAAUGGUAUGAUGCACAAUACGGACCGAUGCUGCAAACAUGGAGAAGGGUAAGAGAAGAAUUGCUUAAAAUUUUCGAUCGAGAAAUUGCCUUCUAUAAAAUUAUAAAUAAAAUAGAGAAUCGAAAAUGGAACGCGGCAAAAGAAACAUUUGAUCAGUACGCCCUGGACAAAUUAGUGCUGAUGCAGCGAACAGAAUUAUCUAUCCAAAAUAAGAUACAAUUAUUGAUAAGCGGAAUAGCGGUGAGCGCGUUGAGAGCUACAGCCUUGUCAUUAUCGGCGGAGACGAUUGAAGACUUUUUGACCAAGAUGAGACGAAUCGCGGAGGGCGUGAUCGAGACAGAAAGGAAAGCGCCGAUCGGGUCGAAUAUUGCACGUUCUAGAGAAAUAAAAUGCCGAAAUUGUAACAGAAAAGGACAUCCCCACAAGGAAUGUCGGAGUGAGCCGACGUGCUUCUACUGUAAAGAAAAAGGGCACCGGCAGUUCGAGUGUCCAGUCUUGAAGCGAAGGGAAGGAGCUGUUAUUCCAGUAAGGACGCCAGCCUAUGCAGGAGGACGUCGAGCGGCAGGAGAUGAUGCCCCGAGACAACCGGUUGCCGUGGUGCAGGAGCAGGAGGUAGCGCCGGAGCAGGAACAGGAACUGCGAGUCAGCGAGCCCUUUAUAUCGGUCGCAACUAUAAUGGGUAAGCGAUGCCAGAUUAAAGCGCUAAUAGACACAGGCAGUCCAGUAUCGUUUAUUAACGAAAAAUUAUACAAAAAACCGCGAAGUGAAAAAGUAGAGCGAGUUUGUCUGUUCGAACAAUUGCCUUUGUGUAUCGAGGAAGGCAUAGAUAAAACCGUUAACGAUAGACUAGACGAUAUCAAAAUAGAUUAUAAUAGACAGACAAAAGAAAUGUUGCUAAAUCUAUUGUUAUCCAUGAACAAUAAAGAGAUCGAGGCAAUCGAAGACGGGCACGCGAUACGUGUACCCUUGAAAGAUAAGUCGAUAUACGCGUAUGCCCCGCGUCGGUUUGCGUUCGCUGAGCGCGACGAGAUCAAAAAAAUUAUUGACAAUCUAUUAGCACGUGACAUUAUCAAACCAAGCAUAUCGCCUUAUUGUGCUAGGAUUGUACCGGUGAAAAAGAGAAACGGUAGCAUGCGGUUAUAUGUCGAUCUACGACCUUUAAAUAGUCGUGUAGAAAAACAAAAAUACACUUUCCCGCUAAUCGAAGAUUGCUUAGCAAAACUGGCGAAUAAAUCCAUAUUUACAUUGUUGGAUAUAAAAGACGGUUUCCAUCAUAUAAAAAUCGAUGAGCGCGACACAAAAUACUUUGCUUUUGGCACACCAGAUGGCCAGUAUGAAUAUAAAAGAUUACCCUUUGGCUAUAGCGAAGCACCGGCCGAAGAUUUCAAAAGAGAUAACAUAGCCGAACACUUAGAAGUAAUUGGAGAAGUGUUAAUUAUUUUAAAACAAUAUAAAUUCGAGCUUAACUACGAUAAGUGCUUGUUUUUGCGAAAAGAAAUCGAAUUUUUGGGUUAUAUCGUGAGAGCGAACGGUAUUACCUUGAAUCAACGACAUGUCGAGGCAAUUACAAAGUUUAGAGAACCGCGAUCAACGCAUCAGGUGCAACAGUUUUUAGGAUUGACCGGGUACUUCCGAAGAUUUAUAAAAGAUUUCGCGUUAAAGGCUAGGCCUCUACAAGACCUACUAAAGAAAGGCGCGGUAUUUGACUUCAGUCCACAUUGUCGGGAAGCCUUUAAUAUUUUAAGAACAGAGCUUACAUCGUUUCCAACUCUGCGGUUGUAUGAUCCAGCGGCGGAAACGGAGAUCCAUACCGAUGCUUGCAUCCAGGGGCUGGGCGCGAUAUUAUUACAGCGACGAAAAGACGGGGUGUGGGCACCCAUUGCUUUUUACAGCAAGACAACGAAUCAGGCUGAGGCCAAGUAUCAUAGCUUCGAGCUUGAAAUGUUAGCGGUGGUUAGAGCGGUUGAACGGUUCCACGUUUAUGUAUACGGAAAAAGUUUCACCGUAGUCACUGAUUGUAAUGCCUUGGUAUAUGCUGUAAACAAAGCCAACUUAAAUCCACGAAUAGCACGGUGGACAUUAGCUUUACAAAAUUAUAAUUUUAAAUUGACUCACCGGUCGGGUAAAAAGAUGGCUCACGUAGAUGCCUUGAGUCGAAAUGCAGGGUAUGUAGAUGAAAUGCCAUUAGAAAGAGAGCUGGAGUUUAGGCAGCUGGCCGAUCCCCAGCUUCAAGCGAUUUGUAGACGGUUGGAAUUCGAGGAUGAUCCCAAGUUCGCGUUGGUAGACGGAUUGUUGUAUAGGAAAUAG
Harpegnathos saltator (Jerdon's jumping ant) is the source of this 3084-nucleotide messenger RNA. RefSeq lists its product as uncharacterized. Gene Ontology annotation, molecular function: nucleic acid binding; zinc ion binding. Lineage: Eukaryota; Metazoa; Arthropoda; Insecta; Hymenoptera; Formicidae. The transcript has 4 exons. The coding region runs from base 1 to 3084 and encodes 1027 amino acids. The record is from RefSeq and is a predicted model, not a curated record.